AUGUCGUUUCCAUCCGCUGUCUCUAUUCGCCGUCCCGAAACCGAAGAGGAUCUGCUCGACGUGGAGUUGGAUUAUGAAGAAGAUAAACCGGUCACGGAAGUUCUACCAGCCCCUCAAAUUUUGGCAGCUCAUACUGUCCAUGGCAUCCAAACACUCAAAGUAAGAAAAUGUAAUGGCGGGUACUACUGCGUCGCCUGUAAAGACGGAAAACCUUAUUGGAAUAACAUCCCAGCGGCAUUUGGAGAGCAAUGCGGGUUUGAUCGCAAUCAUGUGUUUUACAAUAAAAGCUUGGAAUGCGAGCUUGAUAAACAUGUAAGUGUUUGGCACCAUGGCGAUUAUGGAGACGCUUAUGUGGUUUGGAUGGACUUCUUCACUCGUCAAUGGGGAACAAAGAAAAAUGAUCAAAGCGCAGUAGCCAAAGAACUCAUCUGGCAUUACACAGGUCUAGUAUGGACAAAUUUUGGACUGCAUAGAUGGCAUCUCUGUAAUCACCUCAAGAGCACACAUAAACACAUCUUCUGCAAGGAGUACACUCUGUGGGUUGACGUAUUUCGAGGUUAUCAAACGCGCUUGUAUUGCUUGCUUAGAAAGCCGAAAUCUGGAAAAUGA
Molecule: messenger RNA, 609 nt
Organism: Cylicocyclus nassatus
Lineage: Eukaryota; Metazoa; Nematoda; Chromadorea; Rhabditida; Strongylidae
Source: the annotation of a GenBank genome assembly